Messenger RNA from Vigna unguiculata (cowpea), 414 nucleotides. RefSeq lists its product as uncharacterized. Gene Ontology annotation, biological process: negative gravitropism; response to red or far red light. The record is from RefSeq and is a predicted model, not a curated record. Lineage: Eukaryota; Viridiplantae; Streptophyta; Magnoliopsida; Fabales; Fabaceae.
AUGCUAAACUCCCACCUCAAAGUCAAGGAGGAUCUCUUCUUCGAUCAUCAGAGCAAAACCCACCAAGGGAAUGGUAGAAAUAGAGCCGUUAUGGAGGGUCUCAUUGCAAGACUCUUCGCUGGGGUCAUCACCAUCAAAGCAGCAUAUGCAGAACUCCAAAUGGCGCAACACCCGUACAACAAUGAGUCCAUUCAAGUCGCGGAUCAAACCGUGGUGGAUGAACUCAAAGCCAUAUCAGAGUUGAAUCGGAGAUUCUUGAAAAAAGAGGUCGAUCUUGCACCCCAAGUCACCAUUAUGCUCGCGGAGAUUCAGGAACAACAAAGCCUGAUGAAAACCUACAAAAUCACCAUCAAGAGGCUCGAAGCCGAGGUUGAUUUCAAGGAGUCCAACAUCUCAUCUUAUCUAUUAUUUUAG